AUGAGUCAAACUCCCAUUCCGGAAGAAUAUGAUGACACUAGAAUCUUGGGAUACGACCCAUUGAUUCCUCCCGCUUUGCUUCAAAAUGAGAUUGUUGCAUCUAAAAAGGCAUUAGACGCCGUCAUUAAGGGCCGUAUUGACUCCUCCCAGAUCCUCGCUGGUAAGGAUGACCGGUGUCUUGUGAUUGUUGGACCAUGCUCCAUCCAUGAUCCUGCCGCUGCGCUAGACUAUGCUGGACGCCUUAAGGCUUUGGCUGAAGAAUUGGAGGAUGACUUGGUUAUUGUUAUGAGGGCGUAUUUGGAGAAGCCAAGAACGACAGUUGGAUGGAAGGGUCUCAUCAAUGAUCCAAAUGUCGAUAAUACUUUCGACAUCAACAAGGGGUUGAGAGUGUCGAGACAAUUAUACGCCGACUUGACUGGAAAGAUCGGAUUGCCAAUCGGUUCAGAAAUGUUGGACACCAUUUCCCCACAAUACUUCUCUGAUUUUUUGAGUUUCGGUGCUAUCGGUGCAAGAACUACCGAGUCCCAAUUACAUCGUGAAUUGGCUUCUGGUUUGUCAUUUCCAAUUGGAUUUAAAAAUGGUACCGAUGGUAAUAUUGGUGUUGCUUUGGAUGCUGUUCAGGCUUCUUCAAAGGGUCACCACUUUAUGGGUGUUACGAAAAAUGGCUUGGCAGCUAUAACGACCACCAAAGGAAACGAAAAUUGUUUCAUCAUCUUGAGGGGAGGAAAAAAUUUCACUAACUACGACCCAGAGUCGGUUGCAAAAGCAAAGGAGAGUAUUGCAAAGAGCACUGACCCAAGCAUUAAGUUGAUGAUUGACUGUUCUCACGAUAAUUCUAAGAAAGACUACAAGAAUCAACCUGUGGUCUUGGAGUCGGUCGCCGAGCAAAUUUCCAAUGGUGAAUCUUCUAUUAUUGGUGUCAUGAUUGAGUCAAACAUUAAUGAGGGUAAGCAGAGCAUGCCACCUGGUGAUGUUGGAAAGGAGUCUCUUAAGUACGGCGUAUCUAUCACCGACAGCUGUGUCUCUUGGGAAACAACCGUCACUAUGUUAAGGAAAUUGGCCAAAGCCGUUCAAGAGAGAAGAGGUAAGACUGAGGCUUGA
Sungouiella intermedia is the source of this 1101-nucleotide messenger RNA. Lineage: Eukaryota; Fungi; Ascomycota; Pichiomycetes; Serinales; Metschnikowiaceae. The record is from the annotation of a GenBank genome assembly.